Molecule: messenger RNA, 1740 nt
Organism: Colletotrichum spaethianum
Lineage: Eukaryota; Fungi; Ascomycota; Sordariomycetes; Glomerellales; Glomerellaceae
Product: carboxypeptidase S1 B
Exons: 3
Coding region: 1-1740 (579 amino acids)
Biological process (GO): proteolysis
Cellular component (GO): fungal-type vacuole
Molecular function (GO): serine-type carboxypeptidase activity
Source: RefSeq, a predicted model, not a curated record
AUGAGGUCUCGGCUGUCCAUCCUCGCCCUCGCGGGUACUCUCCUCCGUUCGUCGGUGGCCCAAUUCCCUCCAACGCCUGAAGGAGUCACGGUGUUGAAAUCCAAAUUCGGUGAAGGUAUCGAAAUCAGCUACAAAGAGAAGGGGUCAAGUCCCACGCUGGAUACAUCAAGCUUCCACCCGGGACACUCGAAGGGGUCGGCCAAGAGCAAGAUUAUGAGAUCAACACGUUCUUCUGUGAGUGGUCAUGGAACAACAAAGGUGAGAAUUCAAAUCUGGAGUUUUCGCCGCUCACACGUUCCAGUCAACAUGUUGUACAUCGAUCAACCAGUUCAAGUUGGUUUCUCGUAUGACUCGCUGCGAAAUGUCACCAGAAACCUUCUUGGAGGCACCCAGACUCUCAAUGUAUCAAGCCCCAUCCCAUCGCAAAAUGUGACCUUCCAAACGGGGACUCUGGCCAGCGGAAACAGGAACACCACCAGCUGGGGAAGUCGCAACGCUGCUAUUGCUCUGUGGCACUUCUCCCAGGUCUGGUUCCAGGAGUUCCCCGGCUAUCACCCCAACGAUGGCCGCAUUAGCAUCGCAACACAAUCUUACGGUGGCCGAUACGGCCCCGCAUUUGCUGCUUACUUCCAAGAGCAGAAUGAGAAAAUCAGGAAUGGCACCUGGGAGGGCACUGAAGGCGAAAAGUACAUCUUGGACAUGGACACUCUUCUCAUCGUCAAUGGGUGCAUCGACAGACAGGUUCAGUGGCCGUCGUAUCCGGAAAUGGCAUUCAACAACACGUAUGGUAUCGAAACGGUCAACGAGACGGUAUACCGAGGCAUGAUUGAUGCUUACUACAGCGAGGGUGGCUGCCGAGAUCAAAUUGACGCUUGUCGGGAGGUGUCAGCAGUCUACGAUCCAGAGAACAUCGGCAUCAACGCCACAGUCAACAGAAUCUGCGAGGCAGCUGAGACGUACUGCAGCAGAUACAUCCGCGACCCAUAUCUUAACGUUGCCGGUCGCGACUACUACGAUGUCACCCAAGUUGACCCGACUCUGUUUCCGCCCCCGUUCACUGCCGGCUACCUCAACCAGCCAUAUGUGCAGUCCGCCCUCGGUGUGCCACUGAACUGGACAGGCAGCUCCAGCGCGUCUGCAUCUGCAUUCCGUGGCAUCGGAGACUACCCCCGCCCUGGCUGGAUUGAAGACAUUGCCUAUCUGCUGCACAAUGGCGUCAAGGUCUCGCUCAUGUACGGUGAUCGGGAUUUCGCAUGCAAUUGGAUCGGGGGCGAGGAGGUCGCGCUUGCGAUUCCCUGGGCGGACCAGGAGAACUUUGCUGCGGCGGGCUACGAACCUCUCCAGACGAACUGCACCUACGAGGGCGGCCAGGUCCGGCAAUACGGAAAUCUGUCCUAUAUCCGAGUAUAUCAGGCCGGUCACGCCGUUCCGUCAUACCAGCCCGAGUCGGCGUACCGCAUUUUCAACCGUGCUCUUUUCAACAAGGACAUUGCUACUGGGCGCAUCGACACAGCGACAAAUCAGACCUACAGCACGCAGGGACCUGCUGAUACGUUUGGCAUCAAGAAUGAGAUUCCGCCCCAGUACGAAGACUUUUGCUACAUCCUCGACACAAGCACGUGUAGCUCCGAGCAGAUUGCAGCACUCCGUGCGGGAACUGCCGUUAUCGAAAACUACAUCAUGAUUGAGCCCGCUAGCGAGCAAGGAGCUGCCUUGGGAAUCAAGGCAAGAGACAUGUAA